Dreissena polymorpha is the source of this 453-nucleotide messenger RNA. RefSeq names its product heterogeneous nuclear ribonucleoprotein A1-like. The record is from RefSeq and is a predicted model, not a curated record. Bases 1 to 453 code for a protein of 150 amino acids. Gene Ontology annotation, molecular function: RNA binding. The transcript has 4 exons. NCBI's taxonomy places the organism in Eukaryota, Metazoa, Mollusca, Bivalvia, Myida, Dreissenidae.
AUGGUUGUUGGGCUUAGUAGAGACUACUGUUGUUUCAAAAUGUCCAGGGGAUUUGGUUUUAUUACAUACAAAGAGGCACAAAGCAUAGAAGAUGCCCAGGCUCACAGACCACACAAUGUUGAUGGCAGAGAAGUGGAAUCCAAGCGAGCCAUGCCAAGAAAGUCUGACGGCACGACAGAGUCAUCCAAGGCGACCAAGAAGCUGUUUGUGGGUGGAGUGAAGGACGGAGACACAGAGGAUGACUACAUGAACCUGUUCAGUCAGGAGGGUGAGGUGGAGAAGGUCAACAUGGUCACAGACAAGGACACGGGCAAACAGAAACCCUUCUGCUUUAUCACCUUUGUGGACACUGAUGCCACAGACAAAUGCGUCUUGAAAUACGAGUUUGAGGUGAAUGACCACUUGGUACAGGUAAAGAAAGCCGAAGAAAAGAACCAGCAGGCUGGUGGUUGA